CGUGCCGCACUGCGCAUGGUUUCAUGCUCUCCUCGCCCCUUCCAGGACAAGAAGAAGCCCUUCGAUCGUCCAGUCUAGCUAUUUCUGUUUAUCGCAGCAGUUUGGAGCUGUCGGAUUCGAGUAGCUAGCUUAGCUCUACAUAUCGAGCGAGAAGAAGGAUCGAGGAGAUGAGCGGCGGCGGCGGAGGAGCGGCGGCGACGCAGGGGCAGCAGGAUCUGCAGCUGCCGCCGGGGUUCCGGUUCCACCCGACGGACGAGGAGCUGGUGAUGCACUACCUCUGCCGGCGGUGCGCCGGCCUGCCCAUCUCCGUGCCCAUCAUCGCCGAGGUCGACCUCUACAAGUUCGACCCAUGGCAGCUCCCAAGAAUGGCUCUGUACGGCGAGAAGGAGUGGUACUUCUUCUCCCCGCGCGACCGCAAGUACCCGAACGGGUCGCGGCCGAACCGGUCGGCCGGCACCGGGUACUGGAAGGCCACCGGCGCCGACAAGCCGGUGGGCACGCCCAAGCCCCUGGCCAUCAAGAAGGCGCUCGUCUUCUACGCCGGCAAGGCGCCCAAGGGCGACAAGACCAACUGGAUCAUGCACGAGUACCGCCUCGCCGACGUCGACCGCUCCGCCCGCAAGAAGAACAGCCUCAGGUUGGAUGACUGGGUGCUGUGCCGGAUCUACAACAAGAAAGGCGCCUCGGAGAGGCCGAGCGCCGGUGACCGGACCGCGAGCGCGAGCCCCGGGCACGCGGCCGUCGGCUCGCCGCCGGAGCAGAAGCCGGCCCUGCUGCCGCCAUACGCGCCGCAGCCGUUCUCGGACCUGGCGGCGUACUACGAGGUGAGGCCGUCGGACUCGAUGCCGCGGGCGCACGCCGACUCGAGCUGCUCGGAGCACGUGCUGACGGCGUCGUGCGAGCGGCCGGAGGUGCAGAGCCAGCCCAAGAUCUCCGAGUGGGAGCGCACGUUCGCCUCCGCCACCCCGGGCGUCAACCCGGCCGGCUCGAUGCUCGACCCGUCGGCCGGGCUCCCCGCCGGCGACCCGCUCCUCCAGGACAUCCUCAUGUACUGGGGCAAGCCGUUCUGAGAAUCCAGCUCCGUGGCUGUACGUGUGGUUUGGGAGGGAAUCGAUCGGGGUGACUCGGGCGAGCCGCCGGAAUCUAUCGGCAGGAGAUACUCGUAGCCGUUGGAUGGCAGAUAUCAAUAGGGCACAAGGAGCUACGGACGGCGGCGACGAGACGCGGGGCCCCGGUGUGUUCGAGGAGGGACGCACAGAGUACUGUACUCGGUCUUGGUGAAUACGGAUUUGAACUAAGCUGUGUAUAUGCGAUUGAUUUGGAAAUGGGUUUUUUUGUUUAAA
Aegilops tauschii subsp. strangulata is the source of this 1343-nucleotide messenger RNA. Its product is annotated as NAC domain-containing protein 48. Lineage: Eukaryota; Viridiplantae; Streptophyta; Magnoliopsida; Poales; Poaceae. The record is from RefSeq and is a predicted model, not a curated record. Gene Ontology annotation, molecular function: DNA binding. Gene Ontology annotation, biological process: regulation of DNA-templated transcription.